Panicum hallii is the source of this 1658-nucleotide messenger RNA. Its product is annotated as solute carrier family 25 member 44. The transcript is spliced from 6 exons. The record is from RefSeq and is a predicted model, not a curated record. NCBI's taxonomy places the organism in Eukaryota, Viridiplantae, Streptophyta, Magnoliopsida, Poales, Poaceae. Gene Ontology annotation, biological process: transmembrane transport. The coding region runs from base 214 to 1185 and encodes 323 amino acids.
UGAGUUGUUGCGGACAAAAAGAGCACGAAAGCGGAAAAAGGGAAAACGGGAGGAAGCCACAGCCGGAGCAGCCCGCCCGUCCGCCCGCCAUUCUUGCCGAGUCGAGUCCACGCGACCACGCCCCCGGCCGCGGCGAGGCGGCGCCCUCCUUCGGUUCUCGCCUCCGGAGUCGCGGAUCGGUAGAGGAAGCGAGGGGAUUCGAACGGCGCGGCCAUGGACACGACCACCAGGGCCGCCAAGAUCCCGUCGUUCCACCAGACGGAGAUCAACUGGGACAACCUCGACAAGACCAAGCUCUACGUGGUGGGCGCUGGCAUGUUCAGCGGCGUCACUGUGGCGCUGUACCCGGUCUCGGUGGUCAAGACCCGGAUGCAGGUGGCCUCUGGGGACGCCUUGAGGAGGAAUGCGCUGGCUACCUUCAAAAACAUCCUCAAGGUGGACGGUGUGCCAGGGCUGUACCGAGGUUUUCCUACUGUUAUCAUCGGGGCUGUCCCAACUAGGAUCAUCUUCCUCACGGCGCUUGAGACAACCAAAGCAGCCUCGCUCAAGCUUGCUGAGCCCUUCAAGUUGUCAGAACCGGUGCAGGCUGCCUUUGCCAAUGGCCUUGCUGGUCUGUCGGCAUCAACAUGUUCACAGGCUAUUUUUGUGCCGAUUGAUGUGAUAAGCCAGAAAUUGAUGGUUCAAGGAUAUUCUGGUCACGCCAGGUAUAAAGGUGGAAUAGAUGUUGCUCGAAAGGUCAUAAAGGCUGAUGGGAUUAGGGGGCUGUACAGAGGAUUUGGGCUGUCUGUUAUGACCUACGCACCAUCUAGUGCUGUGUGGUGGGCGAGUUAUGGAUCCAGUCAGCGCAUAAUUUGGAGUGCUCUUGGCCAUUGGCAAAAUAAAGAAGAGGCUCCUAGCCAAAUGAAAAUAGUUGGUGUUCAAGCGUCAGGUGGAGUUAUUGCUGGUGCAGUGACCUCUUUUGUUACAACUCCCAUAGAUACAAUCAAGACCAGGCUCCAGGUAAUGGAUAACGAAAAUAAGCCAAAAGCUGGGCAAGUAGUUAAAAGAUUGAUUGCUGAAGAGGGAUGGAAAGGUUUGUACAGAGGGUUAGGUCCAAGAUUUUUCAGCUCAUCAGCUUGGGGUACCUCGAUGAUAGUAUGCUACGAAUAUCUGAAGCGCUUGUGUGCUAAAGUUGAAGAGGUCUGACUUCUGAGUCGCCUUAAAACCAAUGCAAUUUCUACAAUGCUGGAAGUUGUAUUAGCAGAAGUGAAAUAAUGCUGUACGUCAACAACAGUGACACCCUCCUGAAGCUCCAGUUCUUGCUGACAUAGGCGGAAGCAUUAAGCAUGGAUGUUUGACGGUGUUAAAGACUUAAUUUGUUGCUAGACAAUAGUCCUUACAAACUUUGGUUCUCUGGGCAGUAUUUUCGAAAAUACAGGGGCCCUUAUUUUUUUUGCCCUCUUACGUUGAAUAUGGAUUAGGAAGAUUAUUUUAGAUGGACAUAUAAACGAGAUCAGAUGUACACACUUCUCAUUCUUUAAAACAUCAAGGCUUGCUAUGGCGAUGCUGGAUGAUAGAAACCAGUUGUAAUGACAUGGAGCGAUGUUUCCAAAAGAUGCUCGUUUUGACUAUUUUAUUUGCCAAUAUACAUGUGGUUCCAAUUGUCCUUUUGAUCUGUA